Messenger RNA from Dentiscutata erythropus, 713 nucleotides. The record is from the annotation of a GenBank genome assembly. Lineage: Eukaryota; Fungi; Glomeromycota; Glomeromycetes; Diversisporales; Gigasporaceae.
CCAUAGCGCAUGGAAAGGGUCAUAAUAACAAUAAGAAACCUAAUUGUUAUGGUGUUGAUCUCAAAUAUGACAUGAAUAAUUGCGGUUCUUGUGGCAAUGCUUGUCCGUUAAGCUCAUAUUGCAAUAAAGGACAAUGUGUUUGCUUUAAAAACCAAAAAUUAUGUAACAAUACCUGUGUUGACACUACCCAUGACAAACAAAAUUGUGGAUCUUGUGGCAAUACCUGUCCUAGUAUUUCAACUUGCAAAAAUGGACAAUGUGUCUGCCCUAAAAACAAAAAAUUAUGUGACAAUACCUGUGUUGACACUACCUGUGACCAACAAAAUUGUGGAUCUUGUGGCAAUAAAUGCCCCGAUGAUUCAACCUGUAAACGUAGUGUAUGUACUUGCAACAAAGGCAAAACACUUUGUGGCGAUCAAUGUGUAAACACUAUCACUGAUAAAUCAAAUUGCGGAGGAUGUGGAAUUGCUUGUACUGAUAGCUCAAUCUGUCAAAAUAGCAAUUGUACUUGCCCUAACAAUGGGACACUUUGCAACAGUCAAUGUGUAGAUACUACGACUGAUACAUCAAAUUGUGGAAAAUGUGGAGCUGCUUGUCCUGAUGGCUUAAUCUGUCUAAAUAGUGCAUGUGCUUGCCCUAACAAUGGGACACUUUGCAACGGUCAACUAUGUCUAGACACUCAAACUGACAAUUUAAACUGCGGAAGUUGUUGA